Messenger RNA from Talaromyces proteolyticus, 1581 nucleotides. Its product is annotated as acyl transferase/acyl hydrolase/lysophospholipase. Lineage: Eukaryota; Fungi; Ascomycota; Eurotiomycetes; Eurotiales; Trichocomaceae. The record is from RefSeq and is a predicted model, not a curated record. The coding region runs from base 1 to 1581 and encodes 526 amino acids. The transcript is spliced from 5 exons. Gene Ontology annotation, biological process: arachidonate metabolic process. Gene Ontology annotation, cellular component: membrane.
AUGGCUGACCCUUGGGAUGAAUGGACGUUGCUGAGCAUCGAUGGAGGCGGGGUCAGAGGCUUCGCAAGCCUGUUGUUCUUAAAGGCUCUAAUGCGAGAAAUUGCGAGAGUGGAAGAAAAUGAUUUCCUGCUGAGCAGUAUCCUUCAAGACACUCCCGGCGCCGAUACAAAACCAGGAUCUUCUAGUUUCUAUCCUUGUGACGCUGUACUCCCGUCUGGAGACCCUCAGAAUUCUCCAUAUUUACCAUGCCAUUAUUUUGAUUUCAUCGUGGGAUCCGGCACUGGAGGACUGAUUGCCCUUAUGUUGGGAAGACUUCGCAUGACAGCGUAUGAUGCCUGUGAGCAAUAUAUACGCUUUGCAAACCGGGUAUAUGGGCGACCUAGAACUUUCCAUUGCCGACGACUCCCACCGCUCUGGGCUCAAGAAACGAAAUAUAACACCUACAGCCUUGACGCUACAAUCAGAGAGAUUUCCAACGCCUACGAUUCUGACGCGCAUGUAGGAUUAAAGCACACCCCGUUGGCAGCACCAUCGGAUAUUUGCAAAACUAUUGUCACCGCCUGUGGAAAACGUACGAAAUCUAGUCGGGAGAAAACAUAUUUGUUUCGAAGCUACAAUCAUUUUGCUAACAAAGAGACUGGUUCGUCUCACCGUAAUCCGAGUGCAGCUAGUGGAGAUGCUAUUUGGGAGGUCGGACACGCAACUAUGGCAGCGCCCUCGUACUUUGAAAAGCUCGAGAUCGAAAAUUUGACCUUCAAACAUGGAGGGAUGCGUGUAAACAAUGCAACCGAAGAUGUACUUGAUGAAUUGCAAGUUUUAGAGUCAGCUCAGAAGCCCGGUGUGGUGGUGAGCUUAGGAACUGGCGCCAGACACCACACAUCAAUCGGAAAUGGACGUAUCGCCGACCUUUUUGCGAGUUUUACUGGAUUCUUCGCAAGUAUGGUCGACACAGACAAGGUCCACAAAAGGGUUAAACGUCGACCAGAGUUAGCCGAUUGCUAUUUCCGCUUCAAUGACCGCUCCAGGGAUUGGAAUGGUGUGAUUAUGGACCAGUGGAUCCCGACCUACGAGAGUGAACGAAAACGAGAGCCGGGGCAGAUAACGAUGGACCGAAUGGCCAACAUUGUAGCGAAAUACCUUGAAAGCGGCGGCCAGGAAGAAAUGGCGAAAUGCGCCGAGCAAUUGGUCAGAUUUCGCCGACGAAGAUUGUCAGCCAAUCCUGACCGGUGGGAGCGAUUUGCCUCGGUGUCUACAUUUACCUGUCCAGAAUGCCCCAAUAUCGACUCGUUUACCAACCGGAGCGAAUUCAAAAACCAUAUCGAGCAGAGCUUUCAUAAAUCGGCUAGUUUCACCCUUGAUAAUUCCAGACAAGCUUGGUCAUAUCAUGAACGGAGGAGAUCAUCCUUGAAAAUCCCUGAUCCCUAUAUAGGUUCGAAUGAGUACGACGUGCAAUGGGUGGGAGAGCAGAAAUGGGAAUACCGAACCAUCUUUUCUCAUGGAAAUUGUAAUGCGGAAGCCGCCGUUAAAUAUGUGCUCCGUUUUAACGACUUGGAAACUCUUGCAACCGUGUCUCUCAAUUAA